AUGGCGUCCUAUACACUCCUCUCCGGGGCUCUCCUUCUACUGCUAGCGGUCCGGGGGCCGCUAGCCACUCGGCUGGAGCCCUAUGACUAUCUAUACGACAACGGAGUGGAGGCGUACUACCGCAGCGACUGGCACUCCGUCAUCCUGAAUAUGGAGAAGGCGCUGCACAACCGGGAGCUCCUCCGGCGCCACCGUAUCGGCUGCCCCCUGCACUGCGCCUCCAGCAGCGACUUCUCGGAGCAGCCCCAGUCAUGGGGGGCCGGGCAGGACCUGAUCUUCUUCCAGGGGCUGCUGGAGCGGGCCGCCUGCAUCAGACGUUGCGAGCUGGAAAAGAUCGGAGCCCCUUCCAGCGAUUAUAUGAUCGGCGAGGAGCUGGACCUGGAGUUCAGGAAGAGGAGUCCCUACAACUAUCUCCAAGUAGCCUACUUCAAGAUCCACAAACUCGAUAAGGCCGUGGCGGCAGCUCACACCUUUUACGUGGGAAACCCCGAUCACAUGGAGAUGCGUCAGAACUUGGAGUAUUACAAAAUGAUGGCCGGCGUGUCAGAAUCCGACUUCAAAGACUUGGAAGCCAAGCCGCAUAUGUUGGAGUUCCGCAAGGGAGUCGGCUAUUACACAGACGAGGAGUCCGCCGUUUCCAUUGUCCACUUUGAAAAAGCCUUGGAGGAAUAUUUUGUUGCGGACCUUGAAUGUCGCAGUCUUUGUGAAGGACCCUACGACUAUGACGGUUACAACUACCUGGAUUACAAUGCGGAUUUGUUCCAAAGUAUUACUGAUCAUUAUGUACAGGGAAUGAGCUGCAGACAAGCUUGUGUCUCUGAACUGGCCACCCAGGCCGGCAGAGAAAUGCCCAUCGAAGAUUUCCUCCCAUCGCACUUCAAUUACCUACAGUUCGCCUACUACAGCACUGAGAAUUACACCAAAGCGAUUGAAUGCACCAAAACCUACCUGUUGUUCCAUCCUGCGGAUGAGGUUAUGAAUCAGAAUUUGGUUUACUACGCCACGGUUCUGGGGGAGGAACAAGCGGGUCUAAUUCAACCUAGAGAAAAUAUUAAGAAGUACAUGCAACGAAGUCUGCUGGAGAAGGAGCUGCUGUUUUUUGCUUACGAUUCCUUUGGAAUUCCCUUUGUUGAUCCUGACACAUGGACACCAGAAUAUGUAAUCCCCAAGAGGCUGCGAGAAAAACAAAAGGUGGAGCGUGAGACAGCGGCGAGAAUAUCCGAGGAGAUUGGAAACUUGAUGAAAGAGAUUGAAAAUAUGGUGGAGGAGAAAACCAAGGAGUCCAUGGACAUGAACCGAAGUGUCAGAGAAGGCGGUCCAGUUCUGUUUGAUGAAGUCAGCGUUGUGAUGAAUUCCCAGAUUCUGAACGGAUCCCAGAGGGUGGUGACCGAUGGGGUCAUCUCUGAAGACGAAUGUCGGGAACUCUUACGGCUCACCAAUGCUGCAGCCUCCACUGGUGAUGGCUACCGAGGUACAACCUCCCCUCACACUCCCAAUGAGAAGUUCUCUGGGGUAACCGUGUAUAAAGCUCUAAAGCUGGGGCAAGAGGGGAAAGUGCCAUUGAAGAGUGCGCACCUUUACUAUAACGUUACGGACAAAGUGAGGCGAUUGGUGGAGUCGUACUUCCGCCUGGAAAACCCUCUGUACUUUUCCUACUCUCAUCUAGUGUGCCGGACAGCAAUUGAAGAGAAACAAGUAGACCGAAAAGAUCUGAGCCAUCCUGUCCAUGUUGAUAACUGCAUUUUAAAUGCCGAAGCAAUGAUGUGUAUAAAGGAGCACCCCGCAUAUACUUUCCGAGAUUACAGUGCCAUACUGUAUUUAAAUGGAGACUUUGAGGGAGGAGACUUCUACUUCACGGAGCUGGAUGCCAAAACAGUCACAGCUGAAGUCAGGCCGCAGUGUGGGCGGAUGGUGGGGUUCUCAUCAGGAGCAGAGAACCCACAUGGAGUAAAAGCAGUCACCAAGGGGCAGAGGUGUGCUGUGGCGUUGUGGUUUACAUUGGACCCCAGGCAUAAUGAAAGGGAAAGGGUCCAAGCCGAUGACUUGAUAAAGAUGCUUUUCAACACAGAAGACAUUGACAUAUUCCCAAGAAAUGAAUUCAAAAAAACAUCAGAAAUAAUAUCUUCAGAAGGUGGUAACACGAAGCAGGCCACUUCUUCUGAUAGCCCUGUGGACUCUAAGGCACCAGAACCUCCAAAGGCUCCAGACUCUGAUGCUUCCAAGGAAGGUGUCCUAGCACAACCAUUGGACACUGUGAACACAAAGACGGAAUUAUAACAGUAACACGGACAUUGACCUGCAGAAUGCUGCCUGGCCGGAAUCUGUGAAUCAGGGACCCAUUUCCACAGAUCAUUUCCUCGAGGGAACAAACUGCCAUUACGGUAUAAAUUUUAGGGUUUUCCAAAAUAUUUAAGUGUUACGUUAAGGCAAUCCUACUAUUCUUGAGCUCCCCGUGAUCAGUCUGCCAGAAUGUGCUCAUGAAAUAGGCCUCAGCCACUUGAACAAAGGUUUAUUAUAGAACAUUUCUGCUGUGGACUGUACAACAGAAGCCAAAAAGUAUUUUUCAUAAGAGGA
Molecule: messenger RNA, 2574 nt
Organism: Nanorana parkeri
Lineage: Eukaryota; Metazoa; Chordata; Amphibia; Anura; Dicroglossidae
Gene: P3H1
Product: prolyl 3-hydroxylase 1
Exons: 15
Coding region: 1-2277 (758 amino acids)
Biological process (GO): collagen metabolic process
Cellular component (GO): endoplasmic reticulum
Molecular function (GO): L-ascorbic acid binding; protein binding; iron ion binding
Source: RefSeq, a predicted model, not a curated record